Messenger RNA from Lasiosphaeria miniovina, 2697 nucleotides. RefSeq lists its product as uncharacterized. Lineage: Eukaryota; Fungi; Ascomycota; Sordariomycetes; Sordariales; Lasiosphaeriaceae. The record is from RefSeq and is a predicted model, not a curated record. The coding region runs from base 1 to 2697 and encodes 898 amino acids. Gene Ontology annotation, molecular function: carboxypeptidase activity. The transcript is spliced from 2 exons.
AUGGGUCCGGAUAGGGACCAGAGAUACGAUGCCGUGCCCCCGAUACCCUCGUACGACGAGGCCAUCGCCGGGGGGAGCCGGUCGGCCUCGGAUGGCGAUUGGCAACGCCGCGACGACCACCCGAGCUCUGCCGACAUAGAAGCCGAGUCGCUCCUCAGCUCUCGACAAGCCUUUCCGUUUUCUACUUCGACACACAAUGGCCGCGGCCGACGACCCCAGGGCUAUCGGCCCCCGACCGUCGAAAGCGAGGACGAGGACAGCCUGUUUGGAUCCGAUACCGACACCGACGCCGAAGCCGAUCACGUCCGUCGAGAGAUGCAGGAACUCGAGGUGGACGACUCAGACGAGCGCUCACGGAAUCGCUCGUCCUGGGGCAAGCGGAUUGGGUUUUCCCUCUCUCUGCCGCAAUGGCGCUGGAGGUGGAGGUUACCGCGCCUAAGCAUCAGGCUCGGCGAAAAUCAGAGCGGCGGCACAACGGAGGGCAACGAGGAGACCCCACGGCGGCGGUUUGCUUUCCCGGCUUUCGGCAGCACAGCGCUCUUCUUGCUCAUUGGCCGGGCACUGGCCAUAUUACUGGUGUUGGGCUUCUUGUACCUCCUCUUCAUGAGCGACAUUCUCACCAACAUGACAGGCCGCAUGAACAGCCGGAUGUUCGACCCCGAGGCCGUGCGGAGCCACGUGCAGGGCAGCGUGGAUCCGGUGAAGAUACGGGAAAACCUAAAACAUUUCACGAGCUUCGCGCACAUUGCAGGGACAGAAGGCGACUAUGCGUUGGCCGAGUACACCGAAAAGCUAUUCCAGCGGUAUGGACUGGAGGACGUGACUACGGACGUUUACCAUGUCUAUAUGAACUACCCCACGGCCGACGGAAGAGCGGUCCAAAUCAUGGGCCCCGACGACAAACCGGUCUGGUCGGCCACUCUGGAAGAGGCGGAAGUAGGUGGGGAGACGGCUGGCCGACAAACCUUUGCUUUCCACGGCCAUUCGAAAGCCGGCGAUGUCAAGGGACCGUUGAUAUACGCGAACUACGGAUCGCGAGAGGAUUUCAAGGCACUACAGGACAGCGGCAUCGAUACGAGCGGUGCCAUUGCCUUGGUCAGAUACUACGGCACGCAGGGCGACCGGGCAUUGAAGGUCAAGGCUGCCGAACUGGCCGGGUUCGCUGGCUGUCUCAUCUACAGCGAUCCUGCAGACGACGGCUUCUUGAAGGGUGAGGUCGCGCCCAAGGGCCGGUACAUGCCAUCCGAUGGCGUGCAAAGAGGGGCUGUCAGCUUAAUGAGCUGGGUUGUUGGCGAUGUCUUGACUCCAGGCUGGGCAAGCAAAGAAGAAGAGCCGCGCAUGAGGGUCGACCAGACACAGGGCUUGGUCAAGAUUCCCAGUCUUCCUCUGGCGUGGCGUGACGCCGUUGUUCUCCUGAAACAUCUCAAAGGAUUCGGCCAGCGUGUACCCCAGGGCUGGGAAGGUGGUGUGCCUGACGUCGGCGAAUGGUGGACCGGUGAUCACACGUCGCCAAUUGUGCGCCUGAAAAAUGAGCAAGACGAAAACACCAAGCAGCCAAUUUGGAACGUCUAUGGCCGUAUCAAGGGUGCCGAACAGCGGGAGAAGAGAGUCAUCAUUGGCAAUCACCGUGAUUCUUGGGCAUUUGGCGCCGCAGACCCUCACUCUGGAACGGCCGUGAUGCUUGAGAUCGCCCGCAUCUUUGGUGACCUGUUGGCGCGCGGUUGGCGGCCGUUGCGCACGAUCGAGUUCAUGUCCUGGGAUGGCGAGGAAUACAACUUGAUUGGCUCGACUGAAUACGUUGAGCAGAAUGAACAAUCUCUGCGCGACGAUGCGGUGGCGUACAUCAAUCUCGACACUGCCGUGACUGGCGAUACUUUCCGUGCCGCCGGUUCGCCCGUGUUUCGCAAGCUUCUCCUCCAGGUUCUCAACCGUGUCGGAGAUCCCAACUACAACACGACGCUGCGCGACCUCUGGGAUCGACGACAGGGUCAGCUCGACGGCCUUGGUGCCGGCUCUGACUACGUCGCGUUUCAAGAUAUUGUUGGAACUUCGUCGCUGGACCUGUCUUUUGACGGCGGGAGGUUUCCGUAUCACUCCAGCUACGACAACUUUGAGUGGAUGGACACCGUGGGCGAUCCUGGUUUUGUGUACCACACGUUACUCGGGCAGAUUCUUGGCCUCCUCAUCUUGGAGCUCGCCGACCGCCCAGUCUUGCCGUUUGACAUGCCCGCAUACGCCGACAGUCUGUCUCACUGGAUUGACGACCUAGAGUCGUGGAACAAAAACGACAAGGACGCGAACCAUGGUGGAACCAACCCAAUUGACUUUAGCCUUCUGAAGACGGCUUCCAACAAUGUCGCCAUGUCGGUACGCGAGUUUGAGAAGUGGGAGGUCAGCUGGGAAAACAACGUGGUAGCGGCCAGCGGGUGGGAGCCAGCCGGGCUGGGGAAGAAACGAGCUGAAUACAACAGCCGCAUGGCGUUGUUCGAGACAGAUUUGCUGGACUCUGUAGGCGUACCCAACCGCACGCAGUUCAAGCACGUCGUCUUCGGGCCUCAGCUAUGGUCCGGGUACGACGAGGCCUUCUUCCCAUCAAUCCGGGACACCAUCGUGUCGGGCAACUGGACUCUUGCCAAAGAGACCGUCGAUCGCGUUGCGGGCGUCAUUAUGAAGGCCGCGGCGAACCUCGUGAUAUGA